Messenger RNA from Patella vulgata (common limpet), 1146 nucleotides. Its product is annotated as arrestin domain-containing protein 3. Lineage: Eukaryota; Metazoa; Mollusca; Gastropoda; Patellidae. Bases 87 to 1061 code for a protein of 324 amino acids. Gene Ontology annotation, biological process: protein transport. Gene Ontology annotation, cellular component: cytoplasm. The record is from RefSeq and is a predicted model, not a curated record. The transcript has 7 exons.
CACAGUCGCUGGUUUUUGUUGUAAUGGAAUAAUGAAGGAAUUAAACGUAUGGAGUAGAAUAAUAAUACGGAUAUAAAUAGCACAGGAUGGUGAAACAGGAGAAUUUUGAACUGAUUUAUUCAAGUAGUAACUCUACAUAUUCAUCUGGUGAAAGUGUUACGGGACAAGUGUCUCUUAUCCUGGAAGAUCCAAUGAAAAUUAGAGGAAUACGGGUUACCUUCUUUGGAAAAGCUCAUGUAAAAUGGACAGAAAGAUUAAAGACUGAGGAUGGAGAACGUAAAGAGACUGAAACAGUUGAACAGACAGCGGAAGAAGUUUAUUUUAACGAGAGAUUGUUAAUAUGGGGAGAAGAUGUAGAUAGCGAACAUAAUGAAAUCCUUGCUGCUGGAAAACACAACUUCCCAUUCAACUUCCAGUUACCAGAAGGCUUGCCAUCAUCAUUUGAAAGCCGUUAUGGUUACGUUAGAUAUUAUGCACGAGCUACUAUUGACAAAGCAUGGAAAAAAGAUGACCAUGUUCAGAAACCAUUCAUAGUUCUUGGUCAUCACGAUCUUAAUAAAGCAGCACUGGCCACGGGAAGAUUUGAUCAUAAUGCAGAAGAAACUGUGUGUUGUGGGUGCUGUAGAAUGGGUGUGUUCGGUUUAGAAUUGUCAAUGGCUAAACGAGGUUUCGUUGUUGGCGAUGAAAUAGAAUUAACUGCUCGGAUUAACAAUCAUACACGUACUGCUUGUGUUUCACACCUAUUGAUGAAAAUGACAAUAAAUUUACGUUCAUCUGAUAAAGUGAAAACAGAGGAAGUGAUUAUUGGUCAAGCAUCUCACGUGACACAUCCCGGUGUCACUGAUACCUGGAUAAGUCCAUUGCAGAUUCCAGAUGUACCUCCUUCCGGUCUGGCUGGUUGCGGAAUAAUCGACCCCAAAUAUAACCUCCAGUAUACUCUGGAGCCGUCGGGGUGUAAUUGUGACUCUAUAGAAGUUUGUAUAGGAAUAAUUGUAGGUACAGUACCCGUACAGGCAGAGGAAGAGAAGUUGGCGCCAAAAGUCAGUAAUGAAGAUUUAUAAGUGAUGUGUCAUCAAAUUGUAAUUUUUUGUUCUUAUAUAAAGUGGAAUUAUUGCUCACAGUGUGUUUCCCAGUUCAGGUUUUAUU